Messenger RNA from Peronospora matthiolae, 2943 nucleotides. The record is from the annotation of a GenBank genome assembly. NCBI's taxonomy places the organism in Eukaryota, Oomycota, Peronosporomycetes, Peronosporales, Peronosporaceae.
AUGCACAGCCAGUGGCGAGCCGCUCCGGAAUCGACCUACGCGUCGCAAGCAGCUCGAUGGAAACAAGGCUUCAACGCCCCGGCUCCUCCCCUCCAGCCACAGCAGCAACAGCCAUCACCGGAUCAGACAGACCUCGAGAACGCGCUCGUGUCCGAACUGUGUUCGUCGCUCGGGUCCUCCUCGUUCCCGCCACGCGAAGUGCUGCAGAAGCUGCUGAGAUACUUGCACACACUGGACCAUGACUACAUUUGUGAGCUCCUGGAUGACAAGUUCGAGAGCUAUGUGUGGCAAGUUAAAGCCAAGGCGCUGUCCGUGCUCAGUGCGCUGCUGAGUAGCACGGAUGCCGAGUUUUAUAAACAGUAUUACAGUGGACGACUGGACCUGCUGCAGGAGCUCCGAGGUGCGAGGAAGGACAUGUUGCGCAAACGCGCGGACAAAGUGUACGCGCUAUUGAGCGACAGUGUGCCGACUGCAGACAACGAGAGUGUGUUGAAAAUGAUGCACAGGAUACGGGACGACGACGACGCGCGAGCUUCUGAGAAGCAAGCGCUGAUGCACACGUUGCCUGUUCUGGCGUCUCAGCAGAUUCCGUAUGAGUCGAGGGUGGACACGAACAAGUCGCCGCGUAGUAGCAGUGCACCACUGCCUAGUGUACUGCCGGGUGCUAUUGAUGAAACGUCGACGGCAUUUCAUUUCUUGGCCGUAUCGAAAGACGAACCUCGCGAGGAGUAUGCGCCGGCUCAGAUGGCAGCCGAGCCGUUGACACCUCCAGUGAGCAAUUCGGCGUUUGGCUUUCUCUCUGUCAAUGGAGGCGAAAUGGACUCGUUGCCGCCGACGCCACCGGGCUCGGUUGGCCCCAAGUUUAGUGUUGUCGCACGGGGUUCAUCUUCCAAGAAUAACAACUCACCGGCACUCGUGGCCCCGCGGAACAUGCCGGUACCCUCUGCACCGCCAUUGGGGACAGACUCCUCCGGCUUUAGUUUCCUGAGCCAAACACCUGUAGCGAAUGGUGCGUAUGCCAGUGAAAACGGUAUGCCAGCGUUUGCUUUGAUGAAUCGACAGGACCAGCCGCUGCAACAACAACAGCAGAUAGAAGCUUUGGCUGUCACACCAGCUCCACGAGUAGCAUCGACGCUUCAAUACUGUCACUCGGUCUUUGAUACACUUCCCCAGCCGACGCCAUUUGAGCCUAGCCAGGUGAUGUUGGGACCCGAGAAGGAAGAGAAGAAGGUGGAUGCAAGCAAUGUGUCUGACCCGAUUUACGAUCCCUUCGAGGGCUUGGAUGCAAAUGAUGUUGAUCAAAGACUGGACUCGUAUGACGCUUACACACCGUCACAUGAUUUGGUGCCCGAGGCAAACGAAAGCGUUGCACCACAAGCAUUGCAAUUGAGUGAGUCGCUGCGAGAAGUGAUACUUGAAAUUGACGUGCCACCAGGACCUACGGGUGUAAUGCUGGAUCGAACCAUUCCCGACAUGACUGUAAUCGAGCGGUUUGUGCCCCUGCCGUCGGGUGGGCGUGGAUAUCUAGAACUUCACCCAGCUAUAUGCCCCGGCUGUGCUUUGAUUAGCAUUAACUCGGUUAUCGUGGAGAAUAAAGGGCUAGUCGAGGUGGGGCCCAUAUUAGCUGCUCUCGCUAACGCCCCCAAGCUGCUGCGCUUCAAGAAGCUCAUGAACAAUGGCCGGACUGCAAACCCGUCGACACUUCAGAUGCCUUACGUCCCUCCUCCACUCGAAGAAGAGGUACAGGGCUCAUCAGACGAAAAAGGCGUGGAGAGGGAGCCUGAGUCCGAGGAUAUUCGCAUACUUGGAAGUUCGAGCGGCGAAGCGUUUAUGACUCGCUUGAACGGGUACAGCAGUGAGUUGUGCGAGAUUGAGGCAAAGCUCAAAGAGAUCAUUCGCCGUGAGUACGAUGGACAGCUUGUUGCAGACCGCCGCAAUCAGCUAGCCCAACUCCACGGCCACGUGGAAAAGAUUCAGACCGAGGGCAUUGAUUCUGUAAUUUUGGGGGAGCGUCGGCCGCCAAAUUACGAGGAGGUGAAGCAAUUUCGCUCAGCGCUCGUGUGCAAGGCUAAUGAGCUGGCCCGGAUGAUCCAGAGCACAGCCCAGGCCGAUCCUUUAUUGCACACUAACGCCGCGGCAUCAGGGGAAGAGAAGCAACCGGUAUCGGCGUUUGCGUUUGUUACAGGGGACUCGAACAGCACUGCCAAUGACCCGUCGCUAGGUGUUCCCCAGAUGCAGAAUGACUCGGGCUUUCGCUUUUUGAAUGCCAAUGCGAACGCACCAGUCGCUGAAGCUCUUGGUGGAAACGUAGUGACUUCUUUGUGCACGCCAGCUCAGCCGGGAAAUUCGUACGGCUUCAGCUUUCUCGCUGACAAUUACCAAGAGCAGCCUGUCGUGGGCACUAGCGCCAACCUGACCGUCUCUCAAGCGCCAACCAGUCCGUCGUCCAGUUUUGGCGUGCCUUCAACGGAUAUGACGAACUCGGGCGGAGAGGCUGCUUCCAAUGUGUUUGCUGGGCUCACCUUGAAGAAUACUACUACCCAGCAAAAGGUCGCGAAGACAGCACCUGCGCUGAGCGACACCUUGACGAAGAGCAGUCAUGGCCGACCGAUGGGUCUCAGCGACCUGGAAGCUUCGCUCCGUUUGACUGCACUGGGUCGGGGCGUCUGUCAUUCGGCAGACCACGUAUCACGGAUUCCUGAGUCCGCGCAGCAGUCAGCAUUUGAGUUCCUGUCGACCCCCGCCACUACCGCCAAUCCAUGUCAUGGUCCGAUAGUGUUCGACAGCAGCUCGACAAGUACCGAGGCGACUUCGCCGACGGGAUUUGAUUUCUUGCGGGACAGCACCGUGUCGUCCAAUACGCCAACCAUGGGUUCUUCGCAGGCCCAAUCCGAGCUGCAGGAACCACCUGCGUCUAUGUUUUCGUUCAUUUCCAGCGACUAG